AUGAAGAAAAUUAAAAAGUAGAAAAAUCAAAGAUCAAAGUAUAAUAGAGUAAAUUCUAAUGAAAGAGCACUUAUAAUCUAAUAUAUUGAGGAAUACAAAUAUUCAACCUCUCAUGUAUAAUAAAAUAAUUUUUUCAGGUCUCUUUGAUAACAGGGCACAACAUUUCUACUAUUAAAGCCAUUUAUUCUGUGUAUAAAAAGGAAGGCAGAGUCCAAAAAAAGGAAAAAAGAGAUAAAAUUUUAUAUAUAACCACUUAAGUAUUGUUACUAGUGGUGGAUGAUACGUAUAUAAUUGAUUAUAAUUUAAGAAAAGAAAGUUGUGUUCAAUUAGGUGAAGAAAUUCAAAAGUUCGAAGCUAUUAAAGAGUAAGACAAGAAAGUAGGAGAUUCCAAAGAAAAAAUGAUUAAAGAAUUGCUUUAAAACAAGAAAUGCUAAAUUUUAUGCUUGCUUCCAAACGAAUAGGCUGUUUCCAAUUUUACUUUAGAUAUGAAUACUAUAGACUAAUAGAAAACCUUAUCAAAUGAGUUUCUUAACAUAGAAAACAAUUUAAACUUAAAAUGCAGUCAAUAAUAAUCGUUAAAAUAUUUAAGAAACAAAUAACUAGAAAUUUUUUCUAGUAUAACUUAAAUCCCCGAAAUGUAAAAUAAUAGCUUAUACUCAUAACUAUUAAGCAAACUUAAUGUAUAGCAUAAAUUAAUGAGAAUGUGA
Messenger RNA from Paramecium octaurelia, 707 nucleotides. NCBI's taxonomy places the organism in Eukaryota, Ciliophora, Oligohymenophorea, Peniculida, Parameciidae. The record is from the annotation of a GenBank genome assembly.